Metarhizium acridum CQMa 102 is the source of this 1692-nucleotide messenger RNA. RefSeq lists its product as uncharacterized. Gene Ontology annotation, molecular function: methyltransferase activity. NCBI's taxonomy places the organism in Eukaryota, Fungi, Ascomycota, Sordariomycetes, Hypocreales, Clavicipitaceae. The record is from RefSeq and is a predicted model, not a curated record.
AUGACGCCUGUGCCGAUGCCUGGCCAGCAUCAGACGUCUCGACUACCCAAGAAACAACCGCGUCACUCAAAGCCAGGCCAAGUAUCUCGUCGCUCGGGCUCAGCGUCGCCUCCGAACCGUCACAACCCCCAUGCCAAUCGUCGCUCAGGCCACUCGCGCACGUCGAGCGGGAGCCGGGCGAGUUGCUCUUGUUCUCACGAAACCGCCCUGGUAGCGGACCGCCCCGCUGUGGCCGCGGGGCACAACUACUCAGCCGCCAACUUGGCCAACUCUACCAACUCUCGGACGCACCGCUCGUUUCAUCCACCAUCGGCCUUCAUUUCCUUGUCAACAUCCUUCGUCGGUGCUUCCACCAAGUCCAGCUCUCUCAACCCGCCCCGCCAUCGCCAUCGCCAUCGGCAUACAGCAGAUGGUCCGCAUGGAGUCGACAUGAACAUCUCCGCCCUCAGUGCUGAGUCGGUAUCAUCCGCCAGCGGCACGACAUCCCUCUCGGCCCGCACCACCAUGACCUCGGACAACCAGGGGCCGGGAGAUAAUUUGUUGUCGUCGAGGCCAUUUAUCCAGCGAAAUGGCCGGACGUACCUCAACGACACCUCCCUUCCGUACCCCCUACCGUCAGACCUAACCGAGCUGCACCGCCAGUCGCUGCGAACGCUCCUCCUCAUUCAGCUGUUCGGGGCUCCAGUAUGCUCACCUGCUCUCACCAAGAAGCCUCCACAGCGCGUGCUUGAGGUUGGGUGCGGCUCUGGAUUUUGGAGCAUGAUGUGCCACAGAUACUUCAAGGAGAGGGGCCACGGCAGCAUCUGUUUCACCGGUAUUGACGUUGCCCCCCUUUCGCCAGGAAGCGCCAACCUGACAGAGGAUGCCACGCAACCCGAUCCAGAUAUGCGGUGGAAAUUUGUCAAUCACGACCUUCGCCAAUUGCCUUGGCCAGUGCCGUCAGAAGAGUACGAUUUGGUCAUGGUCAAGGAUAUGAGUCUGGCCAUGACCAACGCACAAAAUCAGCUCUUCAUUGACGAAUACUUGCGAUUACUACGACCGGGGGGCACGCUGGAAAUUUGGGAGUCUGAUCAUCUUAUUCGCAUGCUCAGGCCGCACGUGCCUGGGUCCGCUGCUACCGCCGACGAUGCGGAGGAGCAAGAAGCCGCUUCGAGCCUCGGCGCAUACGUCAUGUCCUCCAACACGCCGCUAUCCGCGCCUCUCAACAAUUUUCUCGUCGAGUACAACACUUGGCUGACGCGGGCUCUUGAGAAUCGUGACCUCAGUGCCGUGCCGUGUACUUUGAUACAACCCAUACUCCUUCAAGAAUCUGAGACCGUCACAGAUGUCAAGUCAAGGCGACUAGCAAUCCCCUUGAGUGAAGUGCGCUGGGAACGUGAGGGCGUCGGCGGCGUCGUGACUCGAGAUGGCAAGCAAACGGGGGAAGGGAGAGGAAAGGACCAGAAGCCAGAGCGCACGCUGACGGCGGGCCAGAUUGCUCUACGAAAAACGGCACUGUUAACUGUUGUCCAACAAGUGCAGGCACUUGAGCCAAUCUUGAGGGAAGUGAGUGGGAAGAGCCAGGAUGAGUGGGAUGUGUGGUUGGGCAAAAUGAUGAGUGAUUUAAUGAGCGAGAGCGGCGCAAGCUGGGGGGAGUGUCUCGAGGUUGGGGCGUGGUGGGCAAGGAAGAGGAAGAGAGGCCAAGAUUUGUGA